GGUUAUUACAGUUCUUUAGAAAAAACCUUGUCAGUCUCGCUUUUCCUUCAAUAGCCAUUAGUUGCAUUUGGCUGGAUUGGAGCCACACCAGAAAGUGGAAAGCACUGACUGCAGCAGGAAGAGAACAGAGAGACGAAUAGGCAAGAUGGGUUUAUUUGGAAUCACUCGUCAAUAUUUAUGGUUUGCAGUGCCGAUUUCUGGUUUUCUUUUUGGAAAAUAUUUGGAUGAUCAAGAAACUCUACGUUUGACAAACUUUAGAGAUAAAUCAGCACUUUAUGGUGGCAAUGUUAAGGAGUGUGAUAAACCAUCAUGGCCAUGAUUAUAAUAUAAUUAUAAUAUUUAAUUAUAUAGGUUCAGCAAUGGAUUAAAUAAAGUUAGAAAACUGAA
This is a messenger RNA of Leptidea sinapis, 387 nucleotides long. RefSeq names its product NADH dehydrogenase [ubiquinone] 1 beta subcomplex subunit 1 (gene ND-MNLL). Lineage: Eukaryota; Metazoa; Arthropoda; Insecta; Lepidoptera; Pieridae. The record is from RefSeq and is a predicted model, not a curated record. The transcript has a single exon. Gene Ontology annotation, cellular component: mitochondrion. The coding region runs from base 146 to 319 and encodes 57 amino acids.